Molecule: messenger RNA, 207 nt
Organism: Oikopleura dioica
Lineage: Eukaryota; Metazoa; Chordata; Appendicularia; Copelata; Oikopleuridae
Source: the annotation of a GenBank genome assembly
AUGCUCACUCGAGGACGCAACAAAACACCCGAAAAUCACAAAUACCAGAUUGGGGACCUGGUAUGGGACGCUUGGGGGUCCGCUGCCGCCGAAAUCCUGGAAAUCGGCGAAGAAAAAAUGCUCCUCCAGUACUCCAGCUCUUUCAAGGCCAAUAUCGCAUCGCGAAAAUUGAAGUAUAUCUCCCCAUAUGAUGGUCCUUUCAAUUAA